AUGGCAAAUGCUCAUGCUGAUGGUUUGUUCAUUAUACCACCUCCCAUUCUUACUGGCGACAACUACUCCAAAUGGGCAGUAAAAAUGCAAUGCUAUCUGCUGGCAAUUGAUCUGUGGAACUUUGUUGAAGCUGAUACAGAACCAACUCCUUUGACAGAUGAUGCAACUCUUGCUCAAAUUAGACAUUUUAAUGCAGAAAAAGCUAGAAAGUUUAAAGCCAAAACUUGCAUUCAUUCUGCAGUUUCUGAUGUUAUCUUUGACAAGAUUAUAUGCUGCAAUACUCCAAAGGAGAUCUGGGAUUAUUUGAAGGAGGAGUACCAGGGUAAUGAUAAAACAAGGAAAAUGCAGGCACUCAAUCUCAGAAGAAAAUUUGAGAUGGAGAGGAUGUUGGAGACGGAAAAUGUAAAGGACUUUACUGACAGACUCAUGACGAUAGUUAACAAGAUCAGAAUACUUGGUGAGGAAAUUCCUGACCAGAGAGUUGUAGAGAAAAUCUUAGCGAGUUUGCUAGAGAGAUUUGAGUCAAAAAUCUCCUCACUUGAAGAUUCCUGA
Ricinus communis (castor bean) is the source of this 552-nucleotide messenger RNA. RefSeq lists its product as uncharacterized. Lineage: Eukaryota; Viridiplantae; Streptophyta; Magnoliopsida; Malpighiales; Euphorbiaceae. The record is from RefSeq and is a predicted model, not a curated record. The coding region runs from base 1 to 552 and encodes 183 amino acids. The transcript has a single exon.